CUGGCAGCAGGGACCAUGCCCGGAGUUCGGAGAAAAUAUUAACUGGAGCCUGUGAUUAAUUCAGUUUUUUUUCUUCUUCUUUUUUUUUAAUUUAUCUGUCUUAUAUAAAAGCCCAUGGUGCGGGAGAGGUGAUUGUUUUUUGGGCAGAGCGCGUCCAGAGUCGAGCACAGGCUCUCAUUAAAUCAGUGGUUGCACCAAUUCGGUCCAAGUUUUAUCUGCGCGGAGUAAAAAAUUUACUCCCCCUCGGCCAAAACGCACUGAUGAUGUCUCUAGUGGUUCACCUGAAGACGGUGGCUCACCUUCGGGGGAAAGGUGACAGGAUUGCGAAAGUUACAUUCAGAGGUCUGCCCCUCUACAGCCGCGUAGCGGAGAAUUGUGGGGAGGUGGCUCACUUUAAUGAGACUUUUCGAUGGCCCAUUGCCAGCAGACUUGAUCAAAAUGAGAUGUUGGAGAUCCAAGUGUACAAUUACAGCAAAGUCUUCACAAAUAGACUUGUUGGGACGUUCUGCAUGGUGCUUCAGAAAGUGGCUGAGGAGGGACAUCUAGAGCUGACAGAUACCCUCAUUGAUGACAACAACAUGUCAAUAAAGACCAGUGUCACCCUAGACAUCCGAUACCAGCCGAUGGAUGGGACAGGGGGGAUGUGGAGCGACGGAGAGUUCCUGGAUGUUCCUGAUGACCGUGAUGGGAUGUUUGCUUUUGAAACAGACAGCUUGCUUUCCGGACAGAGCCACGGGUCAGGGACAUCUCCUGGAUGGUCAUUACAGGGGUCCAUACCAACCUUCAGAAAAGCAGGGAGAGGAGUUUUCUCAGCCAUGAAACUUGGCAAGACAAAAACCUCAAAGGACGACCAUAAAAGAGGAGAUGAACCAGCCGUCCUGGAAAUGGAAGAUCUGGAUAAGAAAGCCAUGCGUCUUGCUGGAAUGCUGGAGCCGGACACCAUAUCUUUGGCCUCAGUGACUGCUGUCACAACUAAUGUUUCCAAUAAAAGGUCAAAGCCAGAUAUCAAGAUGGAACCAAGCUCUGGAAGGCCCGUGGAUUAUCAGAUCAGUAUUACAGUGAUUGAGGCUCGGCAGCUAAUAGGCCUGAACAUGGAUCCUGUGGUAUGUGUGGAGGUUGGAGAUGACAAGAAAUAUACAUCCAUGAAGGAGUCUACCAAUUGUCCGUACUAUAAUGAGUAUUUCGUCUUCGAUUUCCACGUCCCACCAGAUGUCAUGUUUGACAAGAUCAUCAAGAUCUCGGUUAUUCAUUCUAAAAACCUUUUAAGAAGCGGGACGUUGGUGGGAACCUUUAAGAUGGAUGUUGGGACGGUUUACUCUCAGCCUGAACACCAGUUCUACCACAGAUGGGCCAUCCUAUCUGAUCCCGAUGACAUCACAGCAGGGUGCAAAGGAUACGUAAAGUGUGACAUUGCAGUUGUUGGGAAAGGUGAUAACAUCAAGACGCCGCAUAAAGCCAAUGAGACAGAUGAGGACGACAUAGAAGGAAAUCUGCUUCUCCCAGAAGGCAUACCAGCGGAGAGGCAAUGGGCGAGAUUUUAUGUGAAGAUCCACAGAGCUGAGGGACUUCCUAAAAUGAACACCAGCAUCAUGGCGAAUGUGAAAAAGGCCUUUAUUGGAGAGAACAGAGAUCUUGUUGACCCCUAUGUUCAAGUGCAGUUUUCUGGGCAAAAGGGAAAGACUUCGGUCCAGAAAAGCAGCUAUGAGCCAAUCUGGAACGAGCAAGUCAUCUUCACAGAGCUGUUCCCUCCUCUUUGCAAGAGGAUCAAGGUGCAGAUUAGAGACUCGGAUAAGGUCAACGACGUUGCCAUAGGAACCCACUUUAUCGAUCUACGGAAGAUCUCAAACGAUGGUGAUAAAGGCUUUUUGCCCACCCUGGGUCCAGCCUGGGUUAACAUGUACGGCUCCACUCGUCAGUACACUCUGAUGGAUGAGCACCAGGACCUAAACGAUGGUCUCGGCGAAGGCGUGUCCUUCAGAGCACGCCUCCUUAUUUCUGUAGCCGUGGAGAUCCUGGACACUACGUUGCCUGAAAUCAUCUGCUCAACCGAUGUUCAGGUGGAGCCUGUCUCCAACAUCUCAGAGAGUGCCACAGGAAAAAUGGAGGAGUUCUUCUUGUUUGGUUCGUUUCUGGAGGCUACUAUGAUCGACAGGAAGAUUGGUGACAAACCGAUAAGUUUUGAAAUCACAAUAGGAAAUUAUGGCAACCACAUUGAUGGUGUGAGCAAAUCCUCCUCUGUGAAGAAGAAAAAGAAGGAAGAAGAGAAUCAGGAGGAGGAAAAUGAGCUGAUCCAAAACUCCAGUGAGGAUGAGGAUGAUGAAGAUGCGGACCUCACCUCAGUCUCCUCGACUCCUCCCAUGAAGCCUUUCAUCACAGACAGAAACUACUUCCAUCUGCCCUACUUUGAAAAGAAGCCAUGUGUCUACAUCAAGAGCUGGUGGCAGGAUCAGAGGAGACGGCUUUAUAAUUCAAACAUGAUGGAUAAGAUUGCAGACAAGUUGGAAGAGGGCUUAAAUGAUGUUCAAGAGAUCAUGAAGACAGAGAAGGCCUUUCCGGAGCGCAGACUCAGGGGAGUUUUGGAGGAGCUAGCAAUUGGCUGCAGUCGGUAUGUGACACUUGCCAACAAAGAUGUGAACCUCGCAGGCAGAACUAAGCUUGAUCGAGAGCGGCUCAAGUCAUGCAUGAGAGAGAUGGACUGCAUGGGUCAGCAGGCCAAGCAGAUUCGCACACAGGUGAAGAAAAACACGGUCAAAGAAAAACUCAAGCUGGCGCAGAACUUCCUGCAGAGGCUCCGUUUCCUUGCCGAUGAGCCUCAGCACAGCAUCCCAGAUGUUUUCAUCUGGAUGAUGAGUAACAACAAGCGCAUCGCCUAUGCCCGAAUUCCUUCCAAAGACAUUCUGUACUCUGUGGUGGAUGAAGAGACUGGCAAAGACUGUGGAAAAGUCAAAGCAGUCUUCCUCAAGCUGCCUGGUAAAAAGGGGUUUGGCCCUGCUGGUUGGACAGUCCAGGCUAAGCUGGAGUUAUAUCUAUGGCUUGGCCUCAACAAGAGCCGGAAGGACUUCCUAAAUGGUCUCCCGAAUGGUUUUGAAGAGAUCAGAGCCACCAAAACAGGCCCUGGGCUUCCUCCAGUCACCCUCAUCUACGAUAUGAAGCAGGUGUUUCAGCUCCGAGCUCACAUGUACCAGGCCCGGAGUCUGUUUGCUGCUGACAGCAGUGGGCUUUCAGACCCCUUCGCUCGGGUUUUCUUCUCCUCACAAAGCCAGGUCACUGAGGUUCUAAAUGAGACGCUCUGCCCCACUUGGGACCAGCUGCUGGUGUUUGAUGAUGUCGAGCUGUUCGGAGAGGCUACUGAGCUCAGAGACGAUCCUCCAAUCAUUGUUGUUGAGUUCUAUGACCAGGACACUGUGGGAAAGGCAGAGUUUAUAGGUCGGACGUUUGCAAAGCCCACCAUUAAGAUGCGUGACGAGCCUUACGGACCCCCAAGGUUCCCCCCACAGCUGGAGUAUUACCAGAUAUACAGAGGGAACAGCAUUGCAGGAGAGCUGCUGGCUGCUUUUGAGCUACUGCAGAUACCUUUUGAUGCAGAGGAGAUCAGGCGAGCUCUAAUCGCUGUCCAUGACUUUGCUGUUCCUCAAAUAAAGGUUGGUCAAGGAGGCAGGGCUGACCUUCCUCCCCUCGAAGGGCCGACGGACUCAGAGCGUGGACCCAUCCUUCCUGUUCCACUGGGCAUACGUCCCAUCCUGAGUCGCUACCGCAUAGAGGUAUUAUUCUGGGGGUUAAGGGAUCUGAAAAGAAUCAAUUUGGCCCAAGUUGAUCGACCCCGGGUGGACAUCGAGUGUGCAGGUCGAGGUGUUCAAUCUGCCCUCAUUCAGAACUACAAGAAGAAUCCCAACUUCAGCACCCUGGUUAAAUGGUUUGAAGUGGAUCUGCCAGAAAAUGAGCUUCUCCAUCCUCCUCUUAACAUCCGGGUAGUGGACUGCAGAGCUUUCGGACGUUACAUCCUGGUGGGGUCCCACGCUGUUUCCACCCUCAGAUAUUUUAUUUACAGUCCUCCAGACAAAAGCUGCAACAAUUGGGCCACUGCAGCUAAGCUAAUGAAUGGCUACAUGGUUCUAACCAAUGGCUGCUCCCGAGCUCGCGCGUCACCCAGCCUUUCUUCCCGCACCUUCUCUCGUCCCGCAGGUGACGUCUCCGUCAACCUGGAAGCCGAACCCGCAGUCCGAAAGAUGGACACAGUCGUCAAGUUGGACGCUAUGUCUGAUGCUGUUGUAAAAGUUGAUAUGAAUGAAGACGAGAGUGACAAGGAUAAAAAGAAGAAGAAAAAGAAGAAGAAAGGAGGAGUAGAGGAAGAGGAAGAGACGGAUGAGCGAGUGCUGGACUGGUGGUCCAAGUAUUUUGCCUCCAUUGAGACGCUGAAGGAGAACCUCAGAUCCCAGGAAGCAGCUCAAGCAGAGGCAGAGGAGAGAGAAGACCUCGAGAUAGCAGCUGAGGCUGCAGAUAUCAGACCUGAUGACCUCCAUCUAAAAGGCUCCAAAAUGAAAGAAAGGUUCAAAGAGAAGAAGAGCUCCAAGCAGAAGAGGAGUCAUGCUGCGGACGGCUCAGAGAAGCGACCCCCUAAAGCAAGAGUGGAUGAGCUAGUGGUGUACAACAAAGAGCUGGAGAGUGAGUAUGGCAACUUUGAGGAUUGGCUUCACACCUUCAACUUGUACAGAGGAAAAGCUGGAGAUGAUCACGAACAUGCCCUGGAUGAUGACAGGAUUGUAGGCAGAUUCAAGGGCUCUUUAUGUAUGUACAAAGUACCACUUUCUCAGGAGAUCACAAGAGAAGCUGGGUAUGAUCCCAAUAUGGGGAUGUUCCAGAGCAUUCCGCACAACGACCCCAUCCACGUUCUUGUUCGUGUCUAUGUGGUCAGGGCCACAGACCUUCAUCCAGCUGAUAUUAAUGGGAAGGCUGAUCCAUACAUCGCCAUUAAGCUGGGCAAAUCAGAAAUCAAAGACAAAGAGAACUACAUCUCCAAGCAGCUCAACCCUGUAUUUGGCAAAUCCUUUGACAUCGAAGCCACCUUCCCCAUGGAGUCCAUGUUGACAGUGUCUGUCUAUGACUGGGAUUUGGUCGGCACAGACGACCUGAUUGGAGAAACAAAGAUUGACCUGGAGAAUCGCUUUUACAGCAAAUUCAGGGCCACAUGCGGCAUUGCGUCCAACUAUUCUAUGCAUGGUUACAACAUUUGGCGUGAUCCUAUGAAACCCAGCCAGAUCCUAGCUAAGCUCUGUAAGGAAGGGAAGAUCGAUGGACCUCAUUAUGGGCCGGGAGGCAAAGUCAAAGUCGCAAAUCGAAUCUUUACUGGACCAACAGAAAUAGAGGAUGAAAAUGGUCUGAAGAAGCAAACAGAGGAGCAUUUAGCCCUGAGCGUGUUGAACCACUGGGAGGAAAUCCCAAGAGUCGGCUGCAAGCUCGUUCCUGAACACGUGGAGACCAGACCUCUUCUGAACCCGGACAAACCUGGAAUCGAACAGGGGCGACUUGAGAUGUGGGUGGACAUGUUUCCAAUGGAUAUGCCCGCUCCUGGACCUGCAAUUGAUAUAUCCCCACGGAAACCAAAGAGUUUUGAGCUCCGUGUUAUUAUUUGGAACACUGAUGACGUAAUUCUAGAGGACGAUGCUUUCUUGACAGGAGAGAAGAUGUCUGACAUCUAUGUCAGGGGAUGGCUGAAAGGGCAGCAGGAAGACAAACAGGACACAGAUGUGCAUUACCACUCCCUCACUGGGGAGGGCAACUUCAACUGGCGCUUCGUCUUCCCAUUCGAUUACCUCGUGGCUGAGGAGAAGAUCGUCAUCUCUAAGAAAGAGUCCAUGUUCUCCUGGGACGAGACUGAAUACAAGAUCCCUCCUCGUCUCACAAUGCAGGUCUGGGAUGCCGACCACUUUUCUGCUGAUGACUUUCUCGGGGCUAUUGAACUGGACCUGAACAGGUUCCCUCGCGGCGCAAAGACAGCCAAGCUGUGCAACCUUGACAUGAUCCGAAAUGAGCAAGAGCUUCCCACCAUUUCUAUCUUCAAGCAGAAAAGGGUCAAAGGCUGGUGGCCUUUUGUGGCACGUGACGAGAAUGACGAGAUGGAGCUCACUGGUAAAGUUGAGGCUGAGCUUCACCUUGUGACUGCAGAGGAAGCAGAGAAAAGUCCUGUGGGGCUGGGGAGAAAUGAGCCAGACCCACUGGAGAAACCAAAUCGCCCAGACACCACCUUCCUGUGGUUCCUGAGCCCGCUGAAAGCCAUCCGCUACCUGGUGUGCAACCGCUACAAGUGGCUGAUCAUCAAGAUCGUGCUGGCCCUGCUGCUGCUCAUCAUGAUCGGCCUCUUCCUCUACAGCAUGCCAGGCUAUCUUGUCAAGAAGCUGCUGGGAGCUUAGGGCAAUGCUGGGAGAAAGGGGAGGAUAAUGGGAAGGGUGGGGCUAUUAGGGGAUCCACUACUUGUAGGAAAAAAGACUCUUCUCAUCAAAUUAACUCUAGUUUUUGUAACACUACCUACUGAACUUCAUCCUUGAGCUGACUACACAGCAAUCUGAAACCAUAAAUAACUCCUGAUUUAUGCUUCCGUAACAAUAUUUACAGUGAAUGUUUCUUUACCCAUUUGCACAGUGUUUUAUUCAUUAACAGCAAAAACUGUCAGGUUAGUUCAGGAAAUGGCUUUACAAUUCAUAAUUUAGCUGCAAAAACACAUAGUACACUUCAAGUAAAACUGAUGUCUUUAUUUUAUACUUUUAUAGUUCUUUAUAUUAUACCGUCUAUUUAUAUUUUAUCAACCAUAAGACCCAUGGGGACAUUUUAUUUCAUAGAACAAAGCGAAAUACAGUGCUGUUUUUUUCUCCUUUUGAAAUGUUUCAGGUCAUCAAAUAGAGGCUGAUGUCAUGCAAAGAUACCUGAAUAUAUAUAAAUAGCUGUUUCAAAAUACUAAUUUUAUUUAUAGAACAAAAAAGUGAAAAAGUAAUCACCAUAGUGGUGAACACAUGAACUAAGUGUGAUCAAUCAAUCUUUUUAGGCUAAUUUCAAUUACAGGCUGAAUUCUGGCAGAAUGAUAAAGUCACUUUAGUUGUAACCGUACAGACAGCAAAAAGCAAGAACGUGUUAAAAAGACAUUUCUAAUGCUGGUGAACCAAAAUUACUUUAAGAGAGCAUUGAUGGUUCAUCCAAGAUGUCACAAAAACAACCCAAAACAAUAUCUAAAAUAUUGCACACCUCUUUUGUCUCCUAUAAUUUUGGUUUAGAGUUUUUCUUUCACUGAUCAUGAAAUCAUCAUUAUUAACAGCUUUUUAUAUGUGUUUGAGUUGUUCAAUUGAGAUAAAAGUAAAAACCAGACAAAUUUUUCAAGUGGCAGCACUGUAUAUUUGGAGACAUCAAAAUCUUUCUAGCUUAUCUUAUACUUGGUUAUUGUUUAUAAAUGCUACAAAUAGGUUUAGAGUAAAGUGUUGCAAUUUUAACUGAUUUGUGUAGUAUGCCUAUUUUAACAGCAAUACCUGCGUAGCUUCACAAUAAGACCUACUGCGUGGAAGAAAACAGAGUAAUCGCAAAUAUAGUUUGACCAGAUCGGAUUUAAAAGUGUUCAGAGUAAGAAACAAAUACUUCAGUUUUCACUCUUGUCAAGUAGAGGCUUCUGUGUUAAUCUGCAUGCAUCGUUGUGAAACGUGACCGGAGAGGUCAUGUGUGUUGGCAUGACUUGUCCUUCCAGCUCGAUGCAAACCAAAUCAUCCAUCCUGUUGUCUUUAAUGUUGCAAAUAAUGCAAAGAUAAGUUCAUGAUAUGAUGCAAGUGCAUUUGGAGCGUUAUAGGACGUGAGAAAUUUGCAGCCUGUCUAUAAUUCAAAUGGCAUUGUAUGUGAUGUCCUCUUUGAACUUUAUCUGUGAUUGACCUCAUUUGUGUUGCAAUCUGUGUACUACCAACUACAGUUAUGGUUUGCACUAAACUUGCCUGUUUUUUUGAUGAAUUUAUGUAUUUAUAUGUGUGGAAAUGUGUGCAAUAUUUUUGUUUGUUUUAAAAUUUGAAAUAAACUGAAUUCCAUGGACAACAUAUUGUAAACUUAUUAAAAUGAGAAUUUGUAACUUCAGUGUAGCACAUGAAGUUACAGCAGAAGAAAUUAAUUUUUUUUAGAUUGAAGGCCUUUGAAACCUCAUAAAAUUUCCUGAUUAUUUUUUUCUAGUAUGAAUUCAUAGUGGGGGGAUGAAAAAAGCUGAUGGGAGAAACAUUUUGAUAUGGCACAAGCUCAUCUAGAAAGAUCAUGUGAAUAGUUUUUGCUUACUUUUUAGAUCAUGUGCAAUUCAUGUAAGACCUUUACACCAAUUUGUCAUGAGGAUUCAUUUCAUUCUAAAUUGGGUCUGUUUAUUAUUUGUUUGACCUGCUAUUUUUUUAGAGUGAAAUGUUCAAACAGCACAUCAUUACAAAGACAAAAGACAGAAUUGAUUGCAAGAUUAUUGUGGAUUUUCUCCAUUUUAUUCAGGUUCACAUCGUGCAUACAGGUCCAAAUAUAUUUAGUCUAAUUUUUGCACAAAUAUUUUAUUUUUAAGCUUUGAAACGUGAUACAGAAGACUAUGAACAGUGAUUUACCUUGCUCUGUGCUGCCAUCUUGUGAUGCUUUUUAUUUUAUAUCUAUUGCUUGUUCCUGGCUCAUUUUGUUCAAAAGUAAUUUUUUUUAUUUUAAAUUUUAACUAUCUAUUCGUGAAGAAAAUGUAAAACAAAAACUGUAUCUUAACAAAAUACUUUAAUAAAAAAAUAAUAAUGAA
Molecule: messenger RNA, 8770 nt
Organism: Poeciliopsis prolifica (blackstripe livebearer)
Lineage: Eukaryota; Metazoa; Chordata; Actinopteri; Cyprinodontiformes; Poeciliidae
Gene: otofa
Product: otoferlin a
Exons: 47
Coding region: 261-6407 (2048 amino acids)
Biological process (GO): plasma membrane organization; synaptic vesicle priming
Cellular component (GO): synaptic vesicle membrane; presynaptic active zone membrane
Molecular function (GO): AP-2 adaptor complex binding; calcium ion binding
Source: RefSeq, a predicted model, not a curated record